Dermacentor andersoni is the source of this 1921-nucleotide messenger RNA. RefSeq names its product 2',3'-cyclic-nucleotide 3'-phosphodiesterase-like. Gene Ontology annotation, molecular function: 2',3'-cyclic-nucleotide 3'-phosphodiesterase activity. NCBI's taxonomy places the organism in Eukaryota, Metazoa, Arthropoda, Arachnida, Ixodida, Ixodidae. Gene Ontology annotation, biological process: cyclic nucleotide catabolic process. Gene Ontology annotation, cellular component: membrane; cytoplasm. The record is from RefSeq and is a predicted model, not a curated record.
AGUACGGGACGGUCGGUGCGAUCAGUUGAUAGGGUUGCAUUUCAGGCUCGCUGGUCUCGUGUUCAGUUGUUUCGUUUUCGUCUGCACGAGCUAAAGAACACAGAAGUACUGAAACCAGUGACGCACGUUGUCAACAACCUGUAAACACCCAGCUGCAUCGGCCGCAGGUACGAAGCAUGGAAGCUGCGGCGGGUGACGGGGCCGCCGACUGUCCGACGGACACCACGCAGCUCCUGGACCGCGUGGAGGCGCCGUGCCUCAAGCACGAGCCGACGAUGCGCUUCAUGCGCACCCACGGCCGCCUGUUUGUCCUGGUGCGCGGCCCGCCCGGUUCGGGCAAGAACAUCGUGGCCGCGGAGCUGGAAGAGCUGUACCCGGGCUGCCGCGCCUACUGGUCCGACAAGCUGUUCAGCUCGCCCGUCGCACCCGAGAGGAGCACCGUCAGCAUACGCGAGUCGCACGACCUCUGCCUCAGCAAAAUCGAGGGUUUCAUGAAGAAUGACGUGCCCAUGAUAAUAAACAGGAACACGAAUGUCAUGGUGUGGGAGAUCGCCAAGUUUCUGGUGCUGGCCUCUAGAUACGGCUACACCGUCAUUCUUGUCGACAUGCCGCAUCAUUUCGUCCUGGAUCCCAAGGUUCUUACGGCGACGAACAACAAGGGUCUGGGCGAGCCGUACAUCACCAACCGAGUGAGGCAAUGGGAAGAGGUGUACCCCUUCGCCACGGGUUGGUCACCGAGACCGAAGGACGCGGCCCGGCUGCUGCUUCGAUUCCGGCAGCUCAGGAAGAUGCUGCACGAGGAAGACCCCACUCUGGCCCCAAAAGACGUCGCCAGCAGUCACGUGUUUCCAUUCUGCCUGGCGAGGGUGUGCGUCUUUGGGCGAAUCACAGCGGAGGGCGAUUACUGCAGCAGCGAUAAGGUGAAAGCAGCCUACGGGCGCAGCGACACUGUUCGCGUGUUCGGCUACGCCGUCACUCGAGGCUUCGUGUUCGCCAUGGCGGAGCUCACCGAAGAGCAGGCGUCGCUCGUGAAGGGUCACGACCAUGGUGGAGCGGGCGGAGCGGUUGGAGCGGGCGGAGCGGGCGGAGCGGGUGGAGCCGAGGAAGAGGAGGUGGAUGCACUGACGCAGCGCAUGUGUCUCAGUCUCAGCCCUUACAACUGGGAGGAUGUCGCCUGCAUCGUUGAUCUCGCCAAGUUCGCGCCGGAAGAAUGCGGCGCGGAGUCCGAGGAAGAUGCUCUGCGUCAUUCUAAGGACAGGAUUGAGCUCAAGGGCACACAGCCGUCGAGGAUCACCAUCAUGCCCCUGGGCUCGGUGGAAGGAACUCAGUACAGCUACAGUCGAGCCGUCGGCGCCCCGUGGGCUCUGCUGGCUUCGAAGCUGCGCGCCUGGACUACAGCGACGGCGGAGGGAGCCGCGAAGAAGGUCGGAGACGUUCACGUCUACGCGGCUACGGAAACUGCGGACGAGGCCUGCUGCCUCCUGGUUGACGACAAGACCGUGGAGCUGGAAGUCGUUUUCACGGGCUACUACCAGCCACACACGACCACGCUGAGCCGGAACACCUGGUCAGUGGCGAGGAACCCGGUUGGCGGGAGACCCCGAAGGCGGGGCGGGUACGCACGCUACUACUGAGCACGUGUCCAGCGCCAGGCUCUGAAGGCACGUCCGAAACCGUGACGAAAAAAAAAAAAAAAAAAAAGAGGAAUGCAAUCUGGAGGGACUCCGUGACACCGAGGCGCAACAGUCAACCGCGUCCAGUGUUAAGGACGUUCCGUUCCGCUAUCAGCGUGCAAUUGCAUAACCUUCGUGCCUUCACUGCACUUUUCUUCUUUCUUCUUCGCAUUGGCGACCCGGCCAGUUCUUCGUUCAUGUUGUUUCAACCGUAUGUGCCAAAUAAAAUGUGCUUUUGUCAUUUUUUU